AAGAUCCGAUAAAACUGUGACAAUGUUUUUGCAGCAGAAAUCGGGCAAGUACUGGACUAUGCCCAUGUGCUAAGGUAGAGCUCUGAAUCUCCACAUCUGCACUGUGAACUUUUCACAUAUCAAAUUUCCCGGUUGAACUGAUUCUGAAGAAGCUUGUCCAGAAGCAGUUCUGUCACGGGCCAAUCGGUGCACCAUUUAGCUCACGUGUGCUCUGAUUGUCAGAAAGGUACUCAGCAAAGGGCCAAAAAAGCCCGAGCUACAUGCUCCAGAGGCACAUCCGUAAGACACCAGCACCGCUUUUAAUCUUCCAGCAGCUUAUUUGUGCCCAAUUCUGUUUGGCUUCGAGGGUUCUGGGUUUCUGCGCACUGCGAAUUUGGAGUCGUGCUUGAAUUCAAUGUCGUGAUUGGCUUCUUUCAGGUGGAUCAGCCGAGGCACAGAGAGAUGACGCUGGAGACUGAGAAGAAAUCGUCUCGCCCUGUGAAAGCUGUUUUGAAGGACGCGCGGUCUGUUCUGUCCUCUGUCGCGGACAGUCCUCAGAAUUGGGCGCAGGGUGUUGACGCACCUGCUGCUGAUACGGGUCCGAUCGCUCGAAGUGGGAAUUUUGUUCUGCAUUGUGCGGAACUUGUGAGAGAAUUUCACCGGCUCCUGGUGACUGGGACGAAUUUCGAGUUCAAAGAGUGGACUGUGGUCAAGGCUGUAACAGAAUUGGUCGUGCGAUGGGGCAUUUACCCGUAUCUGAGUCCAGGGGUGGGAAUUCCCCUCCAGAAACGAUUUGGGAACAAAGCAGCCUCCGCAGCAGCCAACGCCGUUUCUGAUUACGUUCGUGCUUCUCAACCAGUGGAUGCUAGCUUUGAAGGGCAACUGGCUGGAGAAAACUCGAAUGCACAUCCUUUGAUAUUCUCAGCUGAUCUGCUUUCUUUCAUAGUGCUGGAGAAGAUCUUCAUCGUGCCCAGUGAUAGUUCUCUGAAAGGAAAUGCAGGGACGGGUGGGGAUGAAUCGAAUGUUUGCAAAACGGUUGCUGGCACAGACGAAGAUGAAGAGAAAUAUGAGGGAAAGUACACCCCAGCGGUGGAUUCGUCACCUGGCGCGUUGAGACAGCUUAUCUUAACCCAUCACCUGAUUGAUAUUUUGGCAGCUCUCUUGCAAAUUGCUCAUGAUGAGCAUCUUGGCCCGAAGUCUUGGAAAGAGGAGGCUGUAGAAAGAAUCAAGGCCAUUUUGGACAGACUGCCUGUUGACUACGUUGUGGAAGCGCUCUUCGGUUUGCUCGGGCAAAAUAGUAGUGCAACCCCACCUCCAUGGCUAAAGCCCGAGGUGGGGAAGCUUCUUUCUCAGGUCGUUAUGAGGACCGGAGGCCUUUCAACUGUGAUGGAGAGGCUUGUGGGCGGAGCAGAAAGUGGAAGUGUGCAAGUUUAUGACAGAGUGGCAGCUCACUUGGCCAAGGUACCGAGGCAUGUGUCGACAGCGGAUGCGUAUUACAAGGCUGUUUGCACAGAGUUGCGGAUGUUGUUGUUCCUUCCCGACAUUUCUUACAUUGACAAGAACACCACAAAGGCGCACAAGAAUAUGCAUCAUACUUCAGUUGCUCUAGCCUGUAUCUUGGCACAUCAAGAGCCAUUCUUGACAGAAAAAUAUUUACUUGGACCUGUUGUCGAGCCUCUUUUGGGUUGGAGUGAGUUGGAAAGUCGGACCCAAUCGAUUGUCGUGGAGGGUGAGAGAAAAGUAGAGAGAGGAGGUUCAUCUUCGCGAGCAGAGCAUGAUGUGCUGGAUGGUCUGCAUGUCUUGAAACUCUUGCUCACGGCUGGCCACGAUAAAUCUUCCAGACUGCGCCAGCAGCUUGUGAAACUUACCUUACCUUUGGUGCCAAAAUUGAUAUUGUUGAAGUACCUCAUCUGGCCGUCGUAUGGCAAACAUGUCGAGCGUAAAUUCAAAGCCCGUAACUCAGUAGUAGCUCAUUCAAAAACCACUAGAGCUGCUGAGAAUAUGGAAACUUUCCCUCCGAAGAGAGAUCAAAAAGCUGGUCAGCGUAAGGACUUCCAAGUGGGAUUCUUGAAUGGGAUAAGGCUGUACGAUCUUGAAGAUGAUGAAGAGAGGACAGAGGGAACUGUUGGACAUUUGAUGGGCUGUAUAUCAGACAUUGUGGACUGUCACCUUUCACAAGCCGCUGUGCAUGUUGUACCCAUCGUCUUCACAUUUCUGUUUGACCUCAGGACUACUUCUAUAAGCUGGCCUGCUUCCGAAGGAGAGAUUGCAGGUGCUUUAGAAGCUGGCAAACGCCAGGUGGAUUCUUCAGCCAUUUUUCUCUCGAAGCUACUGCUGGCGGGAGAAUAUUGGGAGCUCACGGUAUCUCUCUUGGUUGAUUUGUUGAGGAGAGCUUUAUCGCUGAGAAAAGCUGCGCAGAUAAGGUCUACAGCGUCCAGUCCAGACCAAUCGAUGGAGCCAAAUGUAGAUGCUGAGGCUGUCUUACGUAUAGUGCAGACUCUUGAGGUCCUGUACGUGGAAGUUGGCAUCGAAGCGGUAGAGAGAGAUGCCACGGGAGCUUUGCCACUGCUCAAGAUUCUCCUUGACGAUGAGGAGCUUCUGAACGACAGGGAGAUGCUGGAGCUGGUGCUGCAGUUAGUACAUUCUGCAUUCUCUCAACUUCAUCAAGACCACAAGCGCGUUGAGGAUGAUGCAAAUGUUCCAGUACCGAAAAGUGCAGAGCAGGUUGGAUUAUUGAAGAGUAUUGGAAUAUCACUUCAAAAGAUUACUGUUUCCUCAAAAGUUUCAAAAGAAUCUCAAGAUUUCGCGGCAUCUCUGAGAUCUGCUCUGGCUCUACAUCUUACAAGCGAACACUUGGAACAGUUGAGAUAGAAGUUCCAAGCAAAUGCCGAUGCCAAUUAGGGAGUAGAAAUGUCCAGGUGUUUCGCAGUAUACAGAUGUUUCAAAACAUCUUUUACACGUCUCGGGAACUGCAAUCAGGGCCGGUACACUGGGAGUAGGAAGGUUUUGAAGGUGGCAAGCAUUGCAUUUCAUUUUGUCUCCUUGACCUAGUAACUGUACAGUUCAUCAGGUAUUGGUUGGCUGCAGUAGUUUUCAAGGCUGUGGUCUCCAUUUGUAGAAAAUGUUAGCUUAACAAAUAAUUGAACAUGUUGAGCAGAGGAUUUAUGUAGUCACAAGAAGAGUCCGGAUGAGCAUAGCAAAGUCUGACAAGGUUUUUACAGAAAAUUCCAAUGAAGUACUUGUAGACUAUUAAGAAUAAAUUCGAGCUCGCUGGAUCAAGUCCCUCCUUUUUCAUGUGCAACUUCAAAUGUUCGUGUCUUUCCCAUUUUAACGGGGACCGCGCUUGUUUUCUGAAUAAACUAUUUACACAGCCAAUGCACGUGAUAUGCCUUUAUUUUGACUCUGAAU
This is a messenger RNA of Marchantia polymorpha subsp. ruderalis, 3387 nucleotides long. The record is from the annotation of a GenBank genome assembly. Lineage: Eukaryota; Viridiplantae; Streptophyta; Marchantiopsida; Marchantiales; Marchantiaceae.